Molecule: messenger RNA, 6282 nt
Organism: Mytilus californianus (California mussel)
Lineage: Eukaryota; Metazoa; Mollusca; Bivalvia; Mytilida; Mytilidae
Exons: 4
Coding region: 13-6282 (2089 amino acids)
Molecular function (GO): protein binding
Source: RefSeq, a predicted model, not a curated record
GAAACGGGAAAGAUGUCAUCAAGACUAAAGGAAAACUUUUUAAGACAUGCAAUUCUUGUUGUUGAUCAUUCUAAAGAUGCCUUGAUCUCAUUAGUAGAUUUGGAUCUGUCAAAUAAUGGGUUCAAUUUUGAACAGUUUAUAAACAAGAAUCAACACGAAAUCUAUCAUUUACAUAAUAGUUCAAGGUGUUGCCAAUGUCCAAAUGGCUACAAUCCACCAAGAAUAUCUCGGAUCUUACAUGUUCAACAGAUGGACCUGUUAUUUGACAUAACAUCGAAGCAACCUUGUCAUAAAGCAGGAAGAUCGGCUGAUUAUUGCUGUAGUACUGCUAAGCCUGGACUGCGCACAGACAUCCUAGACCUUACAUUGGCAAGAUGUCUGCUAGUUAACUUUUGUCUAGAUGUGUUCUGGUACAGCUGCUUAAAUCAGCAGGGGAAGACGUUAGAAGAUUUUUUGAACAAUCAUAAACAUGAUAUUUACCAUCUCUGGCAGUAUAAUACACCAUGUUGUGAAUGUCCGGCAUCAGGGUACAGUUUUCCAAACAGUCGACCAAUUUUGGAUCAGACCAAUUGGAUUCAGAUGUUUAAUGCCCUUAAAUUACCAUGUUUAAAUCACAAAAAAAGACCGAGUCCUGGAGGUAUGCAUAGUAUUUGUUCUGUUGUAGCAAUGCCAGGGAUAACAGUUACACAUCUUGAUCCAUAUCUAUCCAAAGUGGUUCUUCAGCACUUCUGUUCACUAAGACAGACCGUUGAAACAUUGGUUCAGAUAAGAAAUGUAGACUAUGGCCAUGCUACAGUAGGUGAAAUGACAGAUGAAGAAUAUAACAAAUCAGUCACCACAAUCGAGCUUAGUAUUAUGGAAAUCGGAAGGGUUUGUAAUAAGGAAACCCACUUUAAAGGAGUUAUUCAUGAUGCCAAACAUGGUACACUUCAAUAUACUCUGUUCGAGAAAUAUAAAGAUAGUCUGAUAGAAACACUCGCUCGACAAGAUGAACUUAGCAAGAAUGUUACGGAAAUGGUGGUUCCAAGACUAGACAGGAUUGAAGGAAAAAUUGCAUUUAAAGCUAAAAAGAUACCAACUGUUAUUGCUGAAAAAAUCCCCAAAAUCAUUGGUGAAUCGGUAGAACAGUUUCAAGAAAACCUUGGACAGAAACCAACCAACCAAGUAUUCAUAUGUCAGACAGAUUUUGAAAUACAGUCCCAUGUAAAGGAAAGAACGUAUGUAGAAACUAAUGCCGUCAGAAAAUGCAUAAAAAAUGCAGAAAAGUACGAUGUUUUUGUUAUUUACGGUUCAGAAGGUACAGGGAAAACAAGAACAGGAUUAGAGAUCUUGAGACAAUUUGGUUCUAAAGACCAGAGCUAUGACCUAAUUAAGAUUUCUAUUCUUGAAGAGGUUAAGCAAGUCAUUACAGAUAAAGGGAAAAUUGUAAUACUAUUGGACGAUGUUUUCCGUACUAAUUAUUGCUCUUGUGAAAGUGUUAAAAGUAAUAACAUUUUAGAUUUAUUGCAUUCAAGAAGAUCCGCUGGAAAUUUAAAACUAAUAUUUACUAUCGAUUCAGCAAUCAGAAGAUCAGUAAAAGAGUUAUUUAAUUCCCACAGGCUAUUUCAGGGUCGCUAUCAAAUGGACCUUACUCUGUUGCAAUUCUGUAUGACAGAUCCUGAAAAGGAAGAAGUUUUGACCAAGUUUUGUGAAUACAAAAAAAUUCAAAUAAAGUUGAAUAAACCUGAGGGAUGCAAAGACAGGAUGUUAGACAGGAAAACAUUUUAUGAGAUUACAGUGACGGAUCCUUACAUAGGAUACCCAAAAGCAUGUUUCUUAUUUACUUCAGAUAUACAAAACUUUCUACAGGGAGCACGCUUUUUCAAACACACAAGUAAAUCGUUGAUAAAUAAAGUAAAUGCACUGUGUUAUAAGACAGAUGACCUUGUCUUAUAUGCAACUCUAGUUUACAUUCUUCUGUGUGACAGCUAUAUAACAGUUGAUAGCAUACAAGUGCAAAAGGUAGCAGAUAUAAUGCAGUUAUGUGGAAGUAGGCAACGGUUUAUCCCUAAAUGUAACAUUAUUCAUAGUCUUGAGAAAAUGGACGGUAAAUAUCUCAUGUAUGAUGCAUCUGACCAAUCCUAUCAGUUCAAACAUCAAAUGGUGUAUGAAGCUGUUGCUUUAUCAUACUUUGAUGUGGAUCCAGACUCUGUUAUAUAUGUACUCACUUUUGAGUUCAUUAGUGCAAUGGUGAGGCUCCAAACUGAUAACUUAAAAAAAAACGAAGAAUUUGUUUUGAUAAUACCUGAAGACCAGUACAUUAAUUUAGCAAAGCAACUUAUACGAAUUUUACAGAAAGAUUACCAGACCAAGUCUUUUAAAUUCGUUGAAAUGUUAUGCGAAACAAGAUUAAUGUUGGAAGACAAUGCAUAUUUCGUAAAUAUUUUAUUGAAAGAAUCCGAAACAUGUAUAAUUAGUGAUGAAAAAGAUCUAACUUACCUCGGAAAACGGGAAAAGGUUAUGUUUUACCUUUCUUCUGCCUUAUUAUUGUAUCUGACAAGGAAGCAAAAUGUGGACAACUCUAUUACAGUGGUACUAUCGUUCAUGGAGCGGACUAUCAAAGACAAAAGAGAUCAGAACUUGGUCUUUGCCUGUACCAAAACGAUACGUUCAACAUUUGACUAUUUGUGUGAAAGUGAGGAAGUGGAUGCCAAAUCAGCAUUUAUUGUACGAACAAUUACUGAAUGUGAAAUUGAUUGCGACUUCAAUGAAUUUAUAUACAGAGCAAUGGAUAAUGAAAAGGAUUCUACAGCAAUUUUUCUUUUGGAAUAUUCAUCACAGGAAAUUAAUCUAGUUGAACUUAUUAUGAAUAUGGAAGCAGUAGAGAUGCCAAGACUAAUUAAUAUAGCAAUUGAAACCUUCAAAAUUCCUUCAUCGUGUUUAUACAGAGGUUCUGACAAAAUUGAACUUAUCAAAUGGCUUAUAAAUAAAACACCUUAUAACACGUUCAACAUAAAUAAUAUAAUAAUUACAUCAGCCUCUGAAAAUCUUGUAAGUCUUUUAACUUGGUGUCUGCAGGAAACCAACCAUUCUACAGUAGACGUAAAUGGUGUUAUUUACUAUGCUUGUGAAAACGGAUGGGAAGAGGUGUUAAUAAUUCUUAUGGAUAAAAACACACUUAACCCAAAUCAAGUAGUUAACAUAUUCAAUACAGCAAGUACAAAAAGUAUGGAGCAUUUGAUGAUACUGAUGCUAAGGCGAUAUUCAUCGUUUUGCGACGUUCAAGCAGCAUUCACUAGUGCAUUAGAAGACAACAAUUUUAUAACCAUGAAAUGCUUAAUCUUGAAUGUCAUAAACCCUUUCCAUAUGAGAAUGGUUAUGAAUAGUAUUUUUUUUCAGUUGGAAUCAUGUCAAAUUUAUCCCUUUUAUGAUUGGUUGUUGCAGGAAGCAGAUAAACAUAUUAAGAAAUCAGUACUUAAUAAUGAAAAUUUACAUAUUUUAAAGUGGAGUCUUACCAAUUUUGCGUCACAUCGCAAAACCUUAGUUGAAAGAAUAUAUGGGACACUUAACACUCAAAUUACUAAUUAUGUAGACAUAUUACAGUGGUUUGGGGUAAAUAUGGAACCAUCAGUUCUACCAAUCAAAAAUGUAAUGGACAUGGCGGUACAGAUGAGAUUUACAAAAGUUCUAAUAUGGAUUUUAAAGAACUAUCAUCAUGAACUGUGUAACCAUCUCGAUCAAGCCACUGAAGUAUGUAAAUCAAAAGAUCGAAACUUAAUAGAGAUAUUCUUCUCAAAUGUAGACCAUCGUCAUAUAAAUUUAGCUGUUGUCAUGCAAACAGUGAUAGCAACAAAUCGGAACAGCCAAUGUAAUGAUCAGAUCUUAUGGUUUUUACAAAAUGUUGACCAUACACUAUUUGAUAUGAAAACGUUAAUGAACACAGCUUGCAAACACGAGCAAAUGGAUAUAGUGAAAUAUCUGAUGGAGAACGUUGAUCAUACAUUGUUUGAUAUGAAGACAGCAAUGAAUGUAGCUUGUCAGUGUGGAUCGCUGGAUAUAGUGAAAUAUCUCAUAGAGAAUGUUGAUCAUAAACUGUUUGAUAUGAAGGCAGUAUUGAAUACAGCUUGUUGUAAUGGAUCGCUGGAUAUAGUGAAGUAUCUGAUAGAGAAUUUUGAUCAUACAUUUUUUCAUAUGGAGACAGUAAUGAAUAGAGCUUGUCAGUAUGGAAGGAUGGAUAUAGUGAAAUACCUGAUUGAGAACGUUGCUCAUACAUUGUUUGAUAUGGAGACAGCAAUGGAUGAAGCUUAUGAAGAAGAACAUAUAGCUAUAGUGAAAUAUAUGAUAGAGAACGUUGAUCAUACAUUGUUUAAUAUGAAAACAGCAAUGAAUGCUGCUUGUGAAGGGGGAGACAUGGAUAUAGUGAAAUAUCUGAUGGAGAACGUUGAUCAAACAUUGUUUGAUAUGAAGACAGCAAUGAAAGCAGCUUGUCACUAUGGAUCGCUGGAUAUAGUGAAAUAUCUGAUGGAGAACGUUGAUCAUACAUUGUUUGAUAUGAAGACAGCAAUGAAUGCUGCUUGUGAAGGGGAAGACAUGGAUAUAGUGAAAUAUCUGAUGGAGAACGUUGAUCAUACAUUGUUUGAUAUGAAGACAGCAAUGAAUGCUGCUUGUGAAGGGGAAGACAUGGAUAUAGUGAAAUAUCUGAUGGAGAACGUUGAUCAUACAUUGUUUGAUAUGAAGACAGCAAUGAAUGCAGCUUGUCACUAUGGAUCGCUGGAUAUAGUGAAAUAUCUGAUGGAGAACGUUGAUCAUACAUUGUUUGAUAUGAAGACAGCAAUGAAUGCAGCUUGUCAGAAUAGAAGGCUGGAUAUAGUGAAAUGUCUGAUAGAGAACGUUGAUCAUACAUUGUUUGAUAUUAAGACAGCAAUGAAUGCUGCUUGUCAGUAUGGAUCGCUGGAUAUAGUGAAAUAUCUGAUGGAGAACAUUGAUCAUACAUUGUUUGAUAUGAAGACAGCAAUGAAUGCAGCUUGUCACUAUAGAUCGCUGGAUAUAAUGAAAUAUCUGAUGGAGAACGUUGAUCAUAAAUUGUUUGACAUGAAGACAGUAAUGAAUGCAGCUUGUCACUAUGGAUCGCUGGAUAAAGUGAAAUAUCUGAUAGAGAAUGUUGAUCAUACAUUGUUCGAUAUGAAGACAGCAAUGGAUGAAGCUUAUGAAGAAGAACAUAUAGCUAUAGUGAAAUAUAUGAUAGAGAACGUUGAUCAUACAUUGUUUGAUAUGAAAACAGCAAUGAAUGCUGCUUGUGAAGGGGGAGACAUGGAUAUAGUGAAAUAUCUGAUGGAGAACGUUGAUCAUACAUUGUUUGAUAUGAAGACAGCAAUGAAUGCUGCUUGUGAAGGGGAAGACAUGGAUAUAGUGAAAUAUCUGAUGGAGAACGUUGAUCAUACAUUGUUUGAUAUGAAGACAGCAAUGAAUGCAGCUUGUCACUAUGGAUCGCUGGAUAUAGUGAAAUAUCUGAUGGAGAACGUUGAUCAUACAUUGUUUGAUAUGAAGACAGCAAUGAAUGCUGCUUGUGAAGAAGAACAUAUAGCUAUAGUGAAAUAUAUGAUAGAGAACGUUGAUCAUACAUUGUUUGAUAUGAAGACAGCAAUGAAUGCUGCUUGUGAAGAAGAACAUAUAGCUAUAGUGAAAUAUAUGAUAGAGAACGUUGAUCAUACAUUGUUUAAUAUGAAAACAGCAAUGAAUGCUGCUUGUGAAGGGGGAGACAUGGAUAUAGUGAAAUAUCUGAUGGAGAACGUUGAUCAUACAUUGUUUGAUAUGAAGACAGCAGUGAAUGCAGCUUGUCACUAUGGAUCGCUGGAUAUAGUGAAAUAUCUGAUGGUGAACGUUGAUCAUACAUUGUUUGAUAUGAAGACAGCAAUGAAUGCAGCUUGUCAGAAUAGAAGGCUGGAUAUAGUGAAAUGUCUGAUAGAGAACGUUGAUCAUACAUUGUUUGAUAUUAAGACAGCAAUGAAUGCUGCUUGUCAGUAUGGAUCGCUAAGUAUAGUGAAAUAUCUGAUGGAGAUGUUUAAUCAUGCAUUUGUUUAUAUCAAUACUGUUGAUAAUAUUAAUUGUGAAGAAUCAAACUUUAAUAUAUUACGAUACUUUAAUGAAUAUAGACAUUGUGUAACAGAAGAGAUACAGGAAUUACUUAACACAACUUUCAAUAGUAUUGAUGACAAUGAAAAUGAAGAUUUUGAGGAUGUUAUAAUGUUAUUUUGUGAAACAAAAAAUGAACACAUUGAAUGGUCAGAUAUACCGCCGUUAUGA